UGUUGUUUUUGAAUAUUAUGGCUGUGUUCGAAUGAGACACGGAUCUUUUCCUCUGCCCCGUUCCGUACCAGGUACAAGCUGGUGUCGACGCUCAAAAUUCUAGUGUACACAGCCAUUUGAAAUGACAGAACGAUUCCCCGACUCGGGUUCAUCGACGUGAUAAUCAGCGAGGCGUGCUCCGGCUCCUUGCGGAGCGUGAACUGCAACAUCUCUGGCGACAAAAUUGAUUGAAUCACGUUCAAAGAAAAUACGGGUAGGCGCCCCGAAGGGGGAAGUUGGAGAAACUUGUCACGAUACGGAAUAAAAAGGAAGAUCCGAAGUCCAAUGAAGAUCCACUGGCAUGGCCACGCAACUCAGCCCCCGAAAUUCGGAGGUGAACGCUCUUGAGCAGCGGGGCUAUCUUAUUGGCAAAAAAAUCGGACAGGGCUCGUAUGCGACCGUACACCUGGCGGAAUAUGUGGACGGAACGAGCUCGAAGAAAUUGCGAUUAGCUUGUAAGAUAUUCGACAAAGAAAAAGCGCCGCUCGAUUUCCUCAACAAGUUCUUUCCUCGUGAACUCGAAAUCCUUACAAAGAUUGAAAAUCCUCAUAUAAUUCAAGUGCAUAGUAUAUUGCAGCGUGGUCCAAGAGUCUUCAUAUUCAUGCGUUAUGCGGACAAUGGUGACCUCCUGGAUUUUGUAAAAAGAAAUGGUGUUGUACCGGAACAACAAUCGAAGCUUUGGUUCAGACAAAUGGCUUCCGGUCUGCACUACCUCCACGGGAAGAAUAUCGCCCACCGUGACCUUAAAUGUGAGAACAUUCUGUUAUCCAGGAAGUUCAAUGUCAAGCUUGCAGACUUUGGUUUUGCGAGAUUCUGCGUUGAUCACGAAGGUAGACGCGUUCUAAGCGAGACUUAUUGUGGCUCUGCGGCAUACGCUGCACCGGAAGUUGUUUCCGGUACCCCCUACAACCCAAAACUGGCCGACGUCUGGUCCCUUGGGAUAAUCCUAUUUAUCAUGCUAAACGCCUCCAUGCCCUUCGACGAUUCGAACCUAAAGAAACUAUUGAAGGAUCAGAUGUCGAGGAACUGGAUGUUUCGAUCCCGAGUGCGGGAAACGGUAUCUGCACUGGCAAAGAGCAUCGUCAAACACAUUCUAGAACCGGACAUUACUUUGAGGCUAACGCUAGAAAGGGUUCUAGGCCAUGAAUGGGUACGCACGAAAAAAGAGAAACCUGGAUCUCUUACUGGUCGAUUAGUACAUUCAGCACCGCCUAUCCACGCGCAGACUUGCGGAGGCGGAGGAAAUUUAGUUGGAGCAGGGGCUGCAGGGGGUGGCAACGUACCCGUAGUACUAAGAGGAUUACCGUCAUUCAAGAAUACUGAGAAUCAAAAUCAUGGUACCAUUGUAAAGGCUACGGACAAUGCGGGAAAAGAUACACAAUUGUCUGCCAUUGAAUGAAGAAACAUAAGACCGACAAGGAUGAACCAGCGUCGUUCGUGCGUCGAACGUCGACGAACACACGAAUGUUUAUAAUACAUUUUUUUUUACAUUGCUGAUUAUUGUUGAUAUAUACAUGGUUUUUAAUAACGCAUACUUUUAAUAAAGAAUAUCACAGUUUUAAUAAAUCAUGAAUAGUGAUCUAUAUAAAUCGGGAAUAAAUUUAAGAGGAUGAUAAUAA
Messenger RNA from Bombus pascuorum, 1658 nucleotides. It is a transcript of the gene Tssk, whose product is annotated as testis-specific serine/threonine-protein kinase 1. Gene Ontology annotation, molecular function: ATP binding; protein serine/threonine kinase activity. Lineage: Eukaryota; Metazoa; Arthropoda; Insecta; Hymenoptera; Apidae. The record is from RefSeq and is a predicted model, not a curated record. The transcript has 5 exons. Bases 341 to 1438 code for a protein of 365 amino acids. Gene Ontology annotation, biological process: intracellular signal transduction; cellular response to glucose starvation; protein phosphorylation.